UGCAUCUCCUUAGUUAUCAUUCUUGUAAUCUCUGCCUCUCUAUACCUCUCGCUCUCUUGAAAAUGAAUAUGCCUGCAGAGUCUAUUCUAUCAUUGACGUUAAAGAUAAAGAUCUGCACAUUGUUUUUCUCACUCACAAUCUCUCUUUCUCUUGUAGUUGAACAGUGUGAGUAAUUUUCUGGAAUCUAUCAAUGAUUAUUUGCACCAGAAACAAGCCCUUUCUGUUGCUGCUCAAAGGAUAGAGGGAUACAAGAUAGAAGGUCUGAGUGAAGAAAUAGACAAGCAUGUUCGUGAGUUGUGCUGCUUUGAUUUGACGAGCCCAAUGAGGGGGGUUGGACCAAAUGUCACACGGAAGCUAUUACUGGAAGAAACUUUGAAGGUCAAAACAAGAAAGGACAGUAAGGAGCUUGUGGUCCUGCUCUUCAAUGAUGUGUUGUUGAUGACCAAAAUGCAGAAGAAAUCAGAUAAGCUGAAGGUAGUGCGCCCCCCUCUGCCUCUGGAGAGAAUACACUGCAUUGAGCUCAAAGAUGGCUAUUCGUUUGUGCUGGUAGAGGUUGGUGAUCUAGGUUGUGCUGUUAGUGUGAACUUUCUGUCCACGCCUAGUCCAGACAGCUACACGUCAUGGGUGUCUACUCUGCGUGAGACUCAGGCAGCAUUAGAGAUGUUGAGGAAAAAUGAGAUCAACAAAACUCUGAAGACCACAAGUAAGACAGAGUUAGUUGAAUCAGAGAGACCUCCCAUUCAGAAUGAACUGGCUGACAAAGUCAUAGAGGAUCCUGGUGGCCAGUCAGAUAGUGACAGAUCUCAUAGUGAUUUUGAACCAGCUGAGUGUGUGAACAGAUCUAGUUUUCAUAGUAGCAGGUCUGAGACAGAUGUGGAGACAGACCUGGAGCAAAGUAAAAUUCAACAGCCGGCAGAGGAUAAAAACUCUUCACUGAUUGGUCAUCGGAAUGAUCAGAGCAAAUCAGAAGGGAGAAACAGGCAGUGGGAAGGGGAGGAGGCCCCAUUUAAAAAAAUAACAGAAAGGCGAGUUACAUGGAAACAUAGACAACAAUCUAAUGAAAUUACCAAACAGGACUUACUUCUGAGAAAUGGACAGGUGUCAGGUGGUCAUGUGGAGAAAAAUGGCAUUUCUAGCCAAUCCAUGCCAAGCACUUCUUCAUCAAACAAGCCUCUAAUGACUACAUCAACAUAUGGGGCAAGUGUAGAAACAGGAACACCACAUCUGGAUCCAUAUAAUGACUCUCAAGAAAUCAGGAGGAGCUCUUUGUGCAGCCAACCAGAAGAUGACAAUGGGUUCCUCACAGAAUCAGGGAGGUUCAUCAGGAAUGUGAAGUCUCCUCGCUUACGGAGGAGGAAUCCGAAUAAUUUGCAACCAUCUAUCCCCUCUGAUAGUUCCAAGAAAGUUGCGAAUGGAUUGGAGCUUACUCCCAGUACAAACUCCAAUGGGAACCAGAGAAGAGCAUCCAACCCUUGCAUUAAAGUGCUAAAGCUGGGAUCUCUAAAAAACAACGCUGAAGCGUUAUGGAAUGUUCCUGAAAAGAGAUCGUCACAAGAUCCUGAAACGCUCUCUGAACCUGAGCAGACACCUGAUGGGAACCGUCAAACAAAACCCAAACUAAAGACACAGAGGAGCGCCUCCAUCCCGGAGAUCAGCUCCUUUCAAAGUUCCCACAGACGCAGCCUCUCACCGCCACCAGGCACGGACAACCAGUUUCACCCUUCUCCGCUCCAGGACCUGCUGCAGAGGGCUAAGGAACGGGAAAAGGGACGUGGACUGGGAAAAAGAGUGGGAGAGACAAAAGCAAGGACUUUUCCUCUACAAAAUUCUCCUAUCUCCGCCUCUCCAUCACCAUCUGCCAGUGAAGGAGAGAGAGAGGUAGAAGGAGAAAAUUCAGCAGGACCCAGUAUGAUAUCUGCACAUGGAUGGAUAGAGGGAAACGUGGAUGGAAGUGAGGAUGAGAUGAAAGAUAGCAGCAACGUCAUGGAUGGCGUCAGUGUUGACUGGCCAGGCUGGUGUUUUGACGAUGAGGAGGUAUUCGGUUUUGAGGACUUUGAUGAUGAAGACUGGUUUGAACAGGUUCUGACCACAAAUGAGCUCCGCAGGUCAGAGACGAAAAGAUCAGAGCGGCAAGAUGAAACAGAAUGCAGUGAGGUGUAGCUUUGUCUAGUAUGUAGAUUUAGACUUGUGAAUAGUGUGAAAAGUGUUUGGAGAAAUGUAAUAUAUAAUGGUUCUAUGUUGUUGUUGAAUGAAUAUGUAGCAUGACUAUUAUAGUCAAAUAUAUUUGAGUGAUAUAUAUAUAUAUAUACAGCUUUCACAUUUUUUUAAGAAAAAAAUGAUUA
Ctenopharyngodon idella (grass carp) is the source of this 2342-nucleotide messenger RNA. Its product is annotated as pleckstrin homology domain-containing family G member 5-like. Lineage: Eukaryota; Metazoa; Chordata; Actinopteri; Cypriniformes; Xenocyprididae. The record is from RefSeq and is a predicted model, not a curated record. Gene Ontology annotation, cellular component: plasma membrane; axon; endocytic vesicle. The transcript has 6 exons. The coding region runs from base 322 to 2160 and encodes 612 amino acids. Gene Ontology annotation, biological process: Rho protein signal transduction; endothelial cell migration.